Messenger RNA from Acanthopagrus latus (yellowfin seabream), 4438 nucleotides. It is a transcript of the gene ppp1r3f, whose product is annotated as protein phosphatase 1 regulatory subunit 3A. The transcript is spliced from 4 exons. Gene Ontology annotation, molecular function: glycogen binding; protein phosphatase 1 binding. Gene Ontology annotation, cellular component: protein phosphatase type 1 complex. Lineage: Eukaryota; Metazoa; Chordata; Actinopteri; Spariformes; Sparidae. Bases 780 to 2717 code for a protein of 645 amino acids. Gene Ontology annotation, biological process: regulation of glycogen biosynthetic process. The record is from RefSeq and is a predicted model, not a curated record.
AAUUAGGUAGGGGUGGGAGGCCCCCAAAUCAAAUUCUGCUUAGGACCCCUUUAAGCCUUGUGCCGGCUCUGUUAUAAGGGCCUUAAACAAAAAUCUAAACUCACCAGCCUGAUAUAUCACAUGAUAUAUCACAGACUGGCCCUGCAGCUGUAAGAAAUUAAACUUAAUGACCCGCAUGUUAAUAAUUUAUUUUUUGUUGCUUUCAACUAUGGUGAUGAAAUAUAUUUUAUAUACUGAUAACUGACUACAUAGGUGGUUUAAAAUGUGUCACACAUUCGUGUGACUGGCAGGAGCCGAUGUGAUGGCUGUUACUUUAAUAUCUCAUUUCCAGUAGUGGGCGUUUAUUCAGCCCGAACCAAACGGAACCAAGGGGGGUCGCAGGAUGAUACCAACUUAAAAGACACAUUUGGGGCAUGGAGAGUCCGGUAGGUCAGCGCUAUAAUUAGAGGCAGCUCCUUCCAAGACAGCAGCCAAACUGCGAUGCAUAAAGUCAUGUAAACCAGCGGAUACACGAUAACACGGCUGGCAGCGGAGGCGCGUUUUCCAUGGGUGACAUUUAACGCCACACGCUGACCGGAGAGGCUGUGCGUAACGCGGGGACAGCGCUGGAUCCACAACUGGCCACCGCGGCGCAAAACCAUGAGAGUUCGGUAGUGUGUGUGUGUGGUUUUUAGUUGUUGUUGUUUUGUUUUUUUAAUUAUUAUUAUUAUUUCAUUAUUGGAGACGCCAUAUGAACACUGCUCGGCGCGCAGCUUCCAUGAGUGCGCACAUCUGCAGACAUGUCUUUUUUAAGCAUACCCAGCGCGGAGGGCCUUUUCACCACGAUUAAAACGCGCAAGUCGAGCGGCGAGGCUGAGGGCAGAUCCCCGACGGACGACGAGGAUCGCAACGAUGACGAGGACGAUGAUGAAGACGAUGACACCGAGAGCGUCCACAUCAUCCCGAGAUGCUCCCCGGUGCCUCGGAAGCGAGGCGCGUCCAUCUACGAUGAGACAGCCGAGUACAUGCGGAUCCACUUGGCGCUGUCCGCCGUCAAGAAGGUGUCGUUCGCCGACACAACAGGUGGGGACCUGGUGGACGUGAAGGAAUUCGUCGCCUUCGAUUCGGACGACGAAGAGGAGAGCGCCAGGUGGGAGGAAGAGGAAGCGAAGUAUCGAAAGCCGCAGCGAGAGCCCACCUAUCAGGUGCUCCCGGAGUUUGACGCGCCCUCAGAAGGAGCCCUGCUGCAGGCUGUGCACGCCAACAAACUGGAAGUUGAGCGGGUGUCUCCGGUCGAGAAUGAGCCACUUGCCUUCACUGGGGUGGUGCGAGUCCUGAACAUCUCCUUCCACAAAGCAGUUUACAUCCGGUCCACCAUGGACAGCUGGGCCACUUACUUUGACCACCCAGCAGAGUACGUCCAGGGGUCCCACGAUGGGGCCACUGACCAGUUCUCCUUCAAGCUCUCUUUUGCACCACCGUACAUCACACACGGCUCUCGCAUCGAGUUUGUGGUUCGCUACGAAACCUCUGACGGUGAUUACUGGGCCAAUAACUCCUCCAUGAAUUACGUGGUCACUCUGCUUCUGUCCUACGAGGACGAUUCGGCUCAAGCGAACGUCAGCGUGCAGGAAAUGAAAGGUAUCCUGAAACCUCCAAAAGAUUACAGUAUGAAUGAUGAGUGUGAUUCAGAUGAUGACCACGAAAAGGAAGAAGCAGGGGAAGCGGGGACGUCCACGUCCGGACUUGUCAGGCCUACAGCUGUCUGCCCGGUCAUCAUGCAGCCGCAGAUUGACAUAGAGAUUGCAGUUCACCCAUCUGGCCCCUCUGUCCCACCCAACCAAGAGCUCCCAUCUGUUGAUGGCACACUGUCCUCUCACACUGUAUCCCCAGGUGAACGAUUCCCUUGUAUGUCAUCCGAAACCACGCCGCAAACUAAUUCAUCCUUUGUACCCUGUGCCAGCGAAUCAGUCCAGCCAAAUAAGUCACAGCCUUUACCCAGACUCCACUGUGAAUUAGGCAACCAAACGUCAGAGCAGGGCAUAGACACGAGUCCCUCUGCACCGCUGCCCGCUCCAACUCCUUCCCUACUACAAGAGUUAAGGCCGACAUCAGACAGCCCUCAGGCUGUCGGGGAGGAAAUCCCUCCCUCAGCGGGCUCAAUCAUGCAUCCUACGACCGCAGAGACCAAUAUGCAGCCAGCAACAGGAGAGGACGAAUCGACCGACGGCCCAGCAAGUCCCCCUUGUCUUGAACUUCCUGCUGACUCGGAGACUCAGGGGUCCGAGCUAGACGUUUCCCUGGGAUUGAGUGAACGUGAAGGAUUAUCAGAAGGUUCCACCACAUCUGCAGCACAUCACCAAGACAACACACCUGUACUUUCGUCUGCCGUGGUGGAGAGUCAGGAGGAAGAAGGUGAAGCUCCUCCAUCACCUGAGCUCACAGAGAACCCCUCGGUGAGUACAGGCGUCACUGAGGUGAGCCGAACCUCUGCGCCUCAGUCCGCCUCGGCAUGGGAAGAGGAGAAAGAUGCUCCCCAGUCUUCCCCUGACACAUUAUUAGAGAAUCCACCAAACGCGCUGUCGGAGGUUUCUGAGCUCCAGUCUGAGCCCGACGUCAGCAGGAAUCUGAUGCCACCCGUCGUCUUUCUGAGUGGCGUUGUCUCGCUCUCCAUAGUGCUGCAGAAUCCCAGCGCCCUCUUCGUCAUCGGACUACUCGCGGUCUUGCACCGUUUGUGAUUACGCCAACAAAAAGCUCAUUCUGACCUCGAGCUCUCGAGUAAAGUGCCUUUUCUUGAUUCCAAAAAAACAGCACACAUUGUUGAAGUUGUGCAUCACUGUGUUAAUUUUUUAAAUCUCAUUAAUAGUAUAUUUGGUAGAAUUUUUAGGAGAAUAUUCAAGUCCAGUUGACCCUUCCUAAGUCCCGCCCAUUUACACUCUGAGCUUCAAUAACAUUUGAGUAAACUGGGCACCCUGAUAAACUUCAACGUUCCCAUUUGCUGUUAAAAACUUAUCUCUGCUGUGUGCUCAAUACCUUGACCAUGAAACUGUCUAAUAAACUCUGUGGCACCCUGCUAGGUGUGAAGCUUAGGUUAGCUAAUGUUAGCAAAAUGCAUGCUAACAAUCUAGCUAACAAACAGUUAGCGUUAACGUUACAUGCAGAGGAGUCAGCCAGUCUUGAUUCAGACUCCGAGAAGGACUCAUUUUUAAGAUAACGUGAAUUAUUAGCGUUAGGCAGGAAAAAAAAAAACAAGGCUUCACUUGUUAUCGUUAAGACCGGAAUGACUCGGCCUCAUUUUACGCCGUUUGGCCGUUUUCUGCGGUCCUUGCUGUCGACUCCCUGAAGAAAUAUUGCGUGACUCUCGAAAAAACAAUCUUAGCGGGUGUUUUAGGUUAGCUAAUGUUAGCAAAAUACUUUCUAACAAUUCAGCAAAAGUAUAACAGUUAGCUAACGUUCCAGCCAGGUGUGCUUCCUGUUCAUUUCUGUGGUAACGUUAAACAGAUUUGGAAAAAUAAGUUGGCGGCUGACUGUUUUUAGAUAACAGAUACUGAACUGCAGUCUUUGCUGUCUGCUUCCUGGUUAUAUGUUGUAUGUAACGGACACUGCGGCGCUGAUGUUUCUUAUUGUCGAGCUCGUCGGAUCCGUCAAUUCAAGGUGAAAGUAUUCAUACAAAUCCUGGAGAUGUUUUCAUGCGUUCUGUCAGAGACGUGUUGUGUAAUAGAAGCGUGGUGAAUUUAUAUCCCAUUUCUAUAAGAACAUUGUGAGCAGUCCAACCUUGAAGCACAAUAUAGAGAUGUUUUGUAAGUGGUCCGUUGUUACUUUUCCCUGGUCGUGUGGAGACGCUCUCUCGUCUUGUGUGAAUCAGAUGUGGUGUGAUUUUGUCCGGUCAGCACUAAAAUGCACUUGUUUUUACGACUGUUGAUGUAGCCGAGGUUGUUGUCCGACAACACUGCCACGAGUUUUACAUUUGUGAAUUCCAUGUGCUAUUAUGUCUUUAAUGAAGGACAGAAAAAGCAGAACAUUACCGUAGUUGGGGGGGGGGUGACAACUCCAAAUACUUACGAUACAAAUGUUGUUUUGUUUACAAAAUGCAAAAAGCAAAACAUGAUCUUGUGAAGUAUUUUUGCCUUAAUGUCAUGAAAUAAGAACCUGAUGAUUAUAGCGAACAUCAGUCUGAAACGGAUGCUGCUCGAGGGACGAAACAAAUGGAAAAUGAUAUUUUUCUGUCUAGAAACACCAGCCUCCUCAGCGUCUCCUCACACACAAGUCUUCCUGCCGCUAUCGAACCCAUUAUUGUUGUUGUUGUUGUUGUUGUGCAACACAAAAAUGUGCAGCGCAACUUAGGAAAAUCCUCACAGACGCAGUGAAGCACUGAAUGACAUGUUUGAAGUGAUGAAAGUUUUUGCUGUGUAUUGCCAUUAAACCUGGUCUUAUACCAUUCACCGCUCUGUGUCUUUGU